This is a messenger RNA of Astrephomene gubernaculifera, 647 nucleotides long. Lineage: Eukaryota; Viridiplantae; Chlorophyta; Chlorophyceae; Chlamydomonadales; Astrephomenaceae. The record is from the annotation of a GenBank genome assembly.
AAUACUUGUAGUUAGGCGAUGUUUUAAGGUACAGGCGUAGACUGCUGACUGUGGACUAGGGUGCAACAGCCUGAGAGCUGAUACGCACGCUUACUAACGCUCUUGCUGCACGCACCCAACGUUUAGCACACGUAUGUCUUAAAUAAUCGCGCAUUGUCAGAACGCUUGAAAUAAUUGAAUGAAAGUAGACAAAAAUGUGUGGCAGGGGCAACUGACGCCACAGGCUGACGCUUCUCUCCAAGGUAGCAAUAUUACGUUCGUAUUGCUCAUAAGUACAAGGCACUGAAAUGGAGCGGAGCAGCGCGUAUCGGUCUUCGUCCAAAUGGUUGCGACGGAUGACGCCAUCAAGGACAUCUUACGGCUUGAGGGCCGGCUAUGUGCCUCUGCCGCGUCGCAUUGCUGCAACUGCCACAGGCAGCAAAAAUGGUAACAAGGGCCCUGUCAUCGUCAUGCGGACCCUGGGCCCAGGGAUGCCGGGACCCGACGCCAAGCCGGCAGGCAGCCACACCAGCAGCAGCGGCAGCAGCGGCAGUGUCUGGGACAGCAAGGACCGUAGUGCUGUUAACGGCAACGGCUUUAACGGAAACACCAACAGCAGUAACGGCAACCUGUCGUACACGCCAUCCAGCGUAUCAAGCAUUGACGAC